AUGGAAACAACCAGUGAUUUGGGUAAUUCCCUGUGGCUGGAAGGAGACCUGGAGUGCAUUCAUCACCACUGUUAUCAAUGCGAAGAGGGGAGCAGAAACUUUUCGAAUGGAAUGAUUUGUCUGGGAAAUCAGUGGAGAUUUGAGAGAUCGAGCUCUUUCUUUGAGAAUUAUACUGAUUUGGUAUUCAAGAAGGACAUUACUAGUAUUGUACUGAUUGUUUCGAUGGUUUUAUUUUUCGUAUCGACCAUUGUUGGACUUUUCAUUGAUUGUUACAAGAUUAAAAUUUCCAAAACUGAAAUUUCAGUUCUGGAAGAGGAAAUGUUGAAAGAUAAACAUUUUAUGAAAUUGUAUGAGAAGAAGGUGGAGAAGGAGAGAAGCAAACGAUUGAAGAAAUUGAAGGAAAAGAAGAAGGCAUUGGAAGGAGCUCCAUUCUUUUCCAGUGAUGAAGACGAAUCGAAAGAGAAAGAGGACGAAACAGAGGAAAGAAACGAAGAAGAAGUUGUUUCGAAUGAACACUUUUCAGAGAGUGAUGGUGAAGGGCUCGUUUCAAAGAAAAGUAGAAGAAAUGACCUUUCGAAUGAGGAAAGAAAAGUUGAACGAAUCUCAAGACCCCUCCCACUUAAUCCAAGACAAAGAAAACAUUUGGAAUUCUUAGAAAAAUUACAAAAAGAACAGGAAGAAUCAAAAAAUGAAAUUAAAUCAGAUGACAUUUUGUUGGAAACACAUUCCAAACCUACCAUAAGAGGAGAACAACAAAAUUUCACAUUCAGCAGAAAUGGAAAUUUAAAUAUUCACAAAUCAACUCAAAACGAAGAUGAUGAAUAUUAA
This is a messenger RNA of Naegleria gruberi, 828 nucleotides long. RefSeq lists its product as uncharacterized. The coding region runs from base 1 to 828 and encodes 275 amino acids. NCBI's taxonomy places the organism in Eukaryota, Heterolobosea, Eutetramitea, Acrasida, Naegleriidae. The record is from RefSeq and is a predicted model, not a curated record. The transcript has a single exon.